Messenger RNA from Thecamonas trahens ATCC 50062, 1040 nucleotides. RefSeq names its product N-acetylglucosamine kinase. Bases 1 to 1029 code for a protein of 342 amino acids. Gene Ontology annotation, molecular function: N-acetylglucosamine kinase activity. The record is from RefSeq and is a predicted model, not a curated record. The transcript is spliced from 2 exons. Lineage: Eukaryota; Apusomonadida; Apusomonadidae.
AUGGACACCACAGGCGCUGUACUCGCCCGCUCUGUUGGUGGCUGCACCAACCCCUAUCUGCUAUCACCAGAGGCUGUGGCCGAUGAGAUCGUGACCAUGGUGCGCAAGGCGGUGGACGAGCUCGAUGGCGCCCAGCUUCCGAUUCCCGCGCUGGGUCUUGCGCUGUCGGGAGGCGAAAAGGGUGAGAUGGCCGAGAAGCUGACAGAGGCUGUUCUUGCCCAUCCAGAGGGCGGGUGCGGGCUGGUUGGCACACUACUGUGCGUCAACGACACGAUGGGCCCGAUUGCGGCCGCAACGCCCGAGGCCACCGGGGUGUGUCUCAUCUCGGGCACCGGCUCCAACUGCCGGGCGGUGCUGCCGGACGGCUCGCGCUGUGGCGUCGGCGGGUGGGGCCACCUACUUGGCGACGAUGGCUCAGCGUACGAUCUCGCGUCGACUACGCUCAAGACGCUAUUGCGGGCCAUGGACGGGUUCAUGGUCGAGGACGACCCGCUGGCGGCCAUGGACCCGACGCGGGCGACGGCGGUGGUGAUCGAGCACUUUGGUCUUGCCGCGCCUGACGACGCCACCCCGGUCCUUGAGGGCCUCUUGCCCAUCAUGUACUCGAGUUUCGAGAAGGCGCGCAUUGCAAGCCUGACGGCCAAGCUCUCGGUCGCAGCCCGCGAUGGCGACGAGCUCUGCGCUGCGCUCUUUGCGCGAACCGGCCGACUGCUUGCACGGCACGUGUGCGCGCUUGCGCCGCGUCUGCCGGUAUCCAUGACCAAAGUCCCCGGUGGGUUGGUCAUUGUCGCCACUGGCUCGGUCUUCCAGUCAUGGGAUCUGCUCUGCGACGCGUUUGUGACGACGCUAACCGGCGGCUCGCCGACGCGUAGUCUGGACGCAUUUACGCUUGUCACGCUCUCCGAGACUUCUGCAGUGGGAGCGGCGCGCAUGGCCGCCAUCAAAGGCGGCAUCGAGCUGGCGUACGACCCGUCGCCGUAUGUCGACGUGCUGUACAGCCACCCUCCACAGGCGGGCGGCAAGUCAUGAGUGCGCGCCGG